AUGAAACAAUUGAGACUGUCAUCAAUAUCUCUCACCUGCAUUUUCCUCUGCCUCUUCUUUGUGUAUGGAAAUAUCGUCGAUUCUAUCUAUCUGUCGAUUUUAUCUAUCUAUCUAUCUAUCUAUCUAUCUAUCUAUCCCUCUAUCUAUCGCACACUCAUAUUUCUUUUCUUUUUUUUCAUUGGCAUUCAUCUAUCUCAGCUGAUUGAGAUAAGUUAUCUAUCUAUAUCUCAUUUGCUCUCUCUCUCUCUCUCUAUAUCUAUAUAUAUAUAUAUAUAUAUAUAUAUAUAUAUAUAUAUAUAUAUCCAUCCUAUCUCUUUCUAUCUCAUUAUUUAUUCCUUCUCUCUUUUCCCUAUAUCUAAGACCUUUCUUUCUUUCUUUUUCUUUCUUUCUUUCUUUCUUUCUUUCUUUCUUUCUUUUUCUAUCCCAGGCUGUUCUAUUCAUCCGUAUUCUCCACCACUUACUCUCCUUUUUCUUUCAAUUCUUUUAUAUCUGACUUCCUCCUCCUCCUCCUCCUCCCCCUCUCUCUUCCUUACACCUAUAGUCUCUCUUAUCUUCCUUUCGUUCUUUAUCUAUCUAUCUAUCUAUCUAUCCCCGCCUCCUAUCUAUCCCACUAUGUUCAUUAUCUAUUUAUAUGUCUUCUCCACAACCCCCCCUCUCUUGAUCUAUCUAUGCAUUUUCUCUUUUAUCUGUAACCCUUCUUUACCACGCCUCUUAAUAUUCUCUCCCCCCUCUCUCUCUCUCUCUCUCAGCAAAAGAUAA
Molecule: messenger RNA, 759 nt
Organism: Acanthosepion pharaonis
Lineage: Eukaryota; Metazoa; Mollusca; Cephalopoda; Sepiida; Sepiidae
Source: the annotation of a GenBank genome assembly